Molecule: messenger RNA, 1579 nt
Organism: Lactuca saligna
Lineage: Eukaryota; Viridiplantae; Streptophyta; Magnoliopsida; Asterales; Asteraceae
Source: the annotation of a GenBank genome assembly
AUGGAAGAUGUGGGUUUGAGUUUUAAUGAAUUUGUUGCUGCUUUUUCCAUUUUGGUUAUUCCAACAGGUAUUGGAUGUGGAGAGACACUUCACUACACACCCUUAUCCCUAGUCUGUUCACUAGAUUCUAUAAACCAUUACCAAGUGAUUUUUUUAUUUUCUUCAACAAGAGGCUCAAUUGAAAGUUGUUCCAGGUUCUAUUCAUCAUUCAUAAUUCUAUUCACUACAUUAGAAGUCAAGGAUCUUUUUGAUAUUGAUUUUAAAAAUAUGAGGGUUGCUGAUAUGCAUUAUGGAACUGGAUUGACUAGGUUUAGAGAUGUUUUGAGCUCUGAGUUUGAAUGGUGCUCUAAUCAUAACACUACUUUAUUUCUAAAUCGGAUGAUUGAUGCUGGGAAGCCUGAUCUUUUUGCUUUUACAGAUAACAUUGGAUAGCAUAUUGUAAUAAGGUUAGUUAAACUCUCUUUAUUGGAUUUAUAAGCAGGGUAUAAUGUAAGAAACCAUAUUUAUACUAAAUAGGCUGGAGUUUUUGAUCUGGUAUGUAAUAAAAAUUUGAUCAGUUCUUUGUGUACCUUAUUAAGAGUAUCUUUCUAUUAUUUAACAAAAAAAAACCUAAAAUCAGUUUCCAAUUACAUUAUCUUUUCUCAUUAUUGUCUUUCUUUGGGUGUAGUAGGUUAAUAUAGAUCGUCUUCAAAAAUGGGGUAUUACCUACAAGGUACCAUUUCUAGUCAAAGACUAUAGGUAAUUUUUACUAUUGUUCACCAUGAUUAGCUUACAUAGUUUUUUAUAUACAUACAUGAUGUGUUGUGUGGAUAGCCUUCUAACUGUUGCAUCACCCGUUUAGUUUUUUUUCUUUCCAUAAAUACCCUUGGAUGGAAUGGAAGGGAAUAUUGUAAAACAUAUUAAAAGUAUAACAUUAGAAAUAAAAUGAUAUUAUAAACAAGUUGAUGAAAGUAUUUUUUGUUCUUUUGGGAAUAGAAUUGGACAAACAUACUUUAUUUUUCAAAUUUAGGAAGUGUAUGUAUUCACUCUUAUUGUAUAUAACUAUGUUCAAGAUAAAAUUAAAAUAGACUCAAAUAUACCCGUUUCUAUUUUGUUUAUAUCCAUUCACUGCUAAAAAAUCAUCGUCUUAUUGUUUUAUAUUAUUAUGUUUAUAGUUGAGAAAUUUCUACAUUGAAUGAAAGGAGAAAGGUAUAGUGAAGGCAUAUAUGUCCCUCUCUCUAUACCCUUGGUUUUGGGUUCAAUUCUACUUCAAUGGCAGGAACAUAUAUCAGAAUUAGCAAAUGAUGGGAAGCCAGCACAUGAAUUGGCAUGGACACUAAAAUGGAUUACUCUUAGAUGGUUGUGUAGAUGGUUACCAUAAUGAUGAUGAGGAUACUUUUGGAUCCUUUGACAUCCAAAACAAUUAGAACUUUAGAUUCAUUUUAGUCACUUUUAUAUGGAAAUAAAUUGAUUAUAGUUUAUUUAUAAAUGAUAAUGAGCCAAUUUUUUUUGGAAAAUUCUAAAUUAUUUCUAACCCAUGCAAAGCAUGGGCUCUUUUCUAAUUAAUGAUUAAAUCAACUUACUUGAAUUUCUCCCCUUG